Gavialis gangeticus (Gharial) is the source of this 7219-nucleotide messenger RNA. It is a transcript of the gene IRAG1, whose product is annotated as murine retrovirus integration site 1 homolog. Lineage: Eukaryota; Metazoa; Chordata; Crocodylia; Gavialidae. Bases 87 to 4055 code for a protein of 1322 amino acids. The transcript has 27 exons. The record is from RefSeq and is a predicted model, not a curated record.
AGCAGUAUCCUGUACACUUCAAAUGUAUAUCGAAUGAGCUUGAAGAUUUCAAGAGCAAUUUAGUGAGCUUUUGUGAGGAGAAUCACAUGAUUCAUGGAUAUUGCAGAAGUCUGAAAAAACAAGUCAACUCUCUUUCUACAAAAUUAACUACAUUAGAGGAGGAGCUGAAAGAGAAGUUGGACCAAUCUCUGUUAAGCAUGUUUAUUUGCUUACACCCAUUCAUGGAAAGCUGGAAUAAAGUCAUAAAGACAUUGGAAACAAUCUUUCCAAAAAGGGCAGAACUUUCAGCAAAAUCAACCAGCAUGCAAGAUCUUGAACUACAGAAGAUAUUCUUGGAAAAAUCAAAUGAAACCAAUGACCAGUCAGGGCGAAGUACAGCAGAAGCUGAAAAUCAAACCAUCACUCUGAAUGUGAUAAACAAGAAUAAUUUAUUUUCACCAUCUUUACAAACCACUUAUUGCAAAGGCCAAGACAAGGUUUGUUUAAACAAUAUAACCUUGGAAAAUGAAGAGAACUUCUCUGUGCGCCAAAACUUAACUCAAACAGAAGACAAAGGACCAAAUCAAAUGGCAAUGUUGUUUCAGACCAGGCAACAUGUUUUGGAAGGAAAAGCUAAACCAAUAGAUGAAAACAUGGGGGCUGUGUUAGAAGUCACAAAGUCUUUGACAAAAGACAAAAGGAACACUGUGGCUUUGGUUGAGCAAGUUGAUCCUGAGAGGAAUAAACCUACAGGUAUGCCUGAAAGUAGAACUCAAUCAGAAGAAAAUAUAAGACCACAUUCACCCGAGUCUGUCUGGAUUAUUAAUAAACUGAAAGAAUCUGCUCUUGAGGUUCUGAGGGUGCUCAGUGAUAAUGCCCUGGACAUUGAAGUGAUACUUCUACAUGUUGUACAGAUGAAUCGAGCAGUUCAGCUUUGGUUUGAUGAGGCUCAAAGAAGUACAGCUCCUCUGCAUUCUCCAAAGGAAGCAACAGACUUCUUCAAAAUGGGAAAAGGAAGACCAACUGUAAAACAGGAGGGUCGUGUUUACAGCGCUCCAUCAAGAAGCUCAUCACCACUUAAUUUUCCCUUUCUCACCAGCUGUUCUGGAUGCUACCUUGAUCAUGACCAUGCCAGGCUUCACUCUCCAUUGAUAGAAGCUUUGAAUUUAGAAUACAUUUGGACUCGAGAAAGAUGCCGACAGACAGUUCAUAACACAUUCAUCUGGGGUCAGAGACAAGGAUCAGAAGACAAUGUUUUAAAUAAGAAAAGGCAUGCCUAUAAAACAGAAAAUGGAAAUAAUCAUACAAGAGCGUUUGAGGUCACCUGUCAAACUAGCAGCGGAGAUGGAGUAAAGCACCUUUAUUCUAAGCCCUUGCUAACACAGUAUUCAGCUCUGACUCAGACAGAGAGGUCUGUGGAUCACAAGGCCUCUCAGUGCUUAUCCCUUGAGGUUAACUUGAAACAGACAUUCCCAGCAGUACAUGGUCUUUUUAGUCCACAUUGCAGUCCAACGUGUCUCACACCACGCACCAUGCCAACCCUACCUGAAGAAGAGGGACAACCAGCAGAGGCACAACACACCAGUUCUCCUCCAGUCCAAGAUGCUACUGUUGAAGGCACAACAUGCAGUAGACCUUCUAUUGUCCUUCCAGAGAAUGCUGUUACUUCAGAGGUAGAAAUUGAUAAAAAUCUGGUUAACAGACCUCAUAGUCCUCAUCUAAGACAUUCUAAUCGACACACUAAGAGUUCAGUUAGCUCAUUGACGUCCGUUGACAACACAGGCCACGUGAUUGAUCUGGUAAAUGAUCAACUGCCAGAUGUCAAAAUCUCUGAUGAAGAUAAAAAGAAGAAUCUUGAGUUAUUAGAAGAAGCAAAAAAAGUGAGCGAGAGGUUCCUAAUGCGCAGAGGCAGAAAAUCAAGAAGCAGUUUUCCUGAGUCUCCCACAGCAGUUUCCCCCACAUGUAGUCCAAGAGUUUCACCUGUAUCAUCUCGGAACAACUCACUCACUCUUCCAGUCCCAGCAGGCCCUGAUAUAUGUACAGCUGCUGGUGUUGGAUCAGUGUCUCCACUGCAGAAUAACAAAAUUAUAAAAGAGGAUGAAGGGCAAUCUGCAGAAAAUGCUGCAAAAGGAUUAAGUGAUCAAAAACAGAAUGAUCAAAGAAAGGUUUCUCAGGGAAGGUUGGUUUCUCGUUCCACUGGUUUUGAAAACUCCAAAGAGAAACUCUCUGAACAAAAAGAAAAUUUUGAUCCACUUAAGCGUAUGGAUAAUUUACCCAAACCCUCCCCUUCAAGUAGUGAUGCUGGCAAAACACUUACCACUUGUGCAGGUGCUUGUGAAAAUGUACGUGGAAAACCAUUCCUUAAGAAAUCAAAAGAAAAUGACUUUCCUUUAAGAACACAUGUCCAAGGACCGGGAAUAGUUGCUAUGGAUCCAAAGUCAAAAAGUUCUGUGCCAGAACUGGUGGACCCUAAAAUUACUUGUAAACCAGAACCUAAAGUGUGUGUAAUGUCCCCUCCUCUGCUACGAGCUGUAUCGUGGGAUAGUACAGAACCAGGACAUAAAGAAAAAGCACUUUUUAAAUUACCGUCUGAAGAAGAUAAAACUUUUGCCAUUGGUAAUAAAUCCAGCAAUCAGUUAACUAAAGCAACAGCAUUCAAAGACCUCCAAAUACAGGUUCAGCCCAUUCGAAUGCAGAAACUGACGAAGCUCAGAGAGGAACAUAUUCUGUUGCGAAAUCAAAACUUAGUUGGACUUAAACUGCCUGACCUUAGUGAAGCAGCUGAACAGGAAAGAGGCUCUUCACCUGUACCUUCCCCAACUGAGGAAGAUGCAAAGAAUAGCUCUGAUGUCAUGCCUAGCAUUCCUGAUAUCCUGCUGCGAAAACUCCGUGUGCAUAAAUCUCUUCCAGGAAGCCCCCCUGCACUUACUGAAAAAGAAGUUGAGAAUGUAUUUGUACAACUUUCCUUGGCUUUUAGAAAUGAUAGCUACACCUUGGAAUCUAGAAUUAAUCAGGCAGAGAGAGAGAGGAAUCUUACUGAGGAGGACACUGAGAAGGAACUGGAAAACUUUAAAGCAGCUAUUACGUCUUCAGCUGCCUUAUGGCAUCACUAUGAGCACAGAGAAGCUUACCAGAAGCUGUUGGAGGAUAUUGCUGUACUGCAUCGUUUAGCUGCUCGACUAUCUAGCCGUGCCGAAAUGGUUGGAGCUGUUCGUCAGGAGAAACGCAUGUCAAAGGCCACAGAAGUUAUGAUGCAGUAUGUGGAGAAUUUGAAGAGAACAUAUGAAAAGGAUCACGCUGAAUUAAUGGAGUAUAAAAAACUUGCCAAUCAGAAUUCUAGUAGAAGUUACAGCUCAUCAGAAGAUGGAGUACCUCGUUCAUCUAGAUCAAUGUCUCUUACUGUUGGAAAGAACAUGCCUCGGAGAAGAGUCAGCGUUGCAGUUGUUCCUAAGUUUAACUUAUUAAAUAUUCCUGGUCAAUCACCUAGCACAUCACCUAUCCCUUCAAUGCCAGCUCUGUCUGAAGCGCCUAAUGGAAAAAGCAAUCUGACAUCUACCCCUGUCCUACCAGCACUCUUAGAGAAUGGAAAGUCAAAUGGGGAGCAUGACUGUGAAUCGCCUGCUUCCAUGUUAACACAGAGCAUCUCGGUGGAGAUUCAUCCUGACACAAAAGCAAGGAUAGAGGAGGAAGCAUAUAACAAAGGUUAUCAGGAAGGCUUAAAGAAAACCAAAGAACUUCAAGAGCUGAAAGAGGAAGAUGAAGAGAAAACAAAAGAAAGUCCUGAUGAGUGUGAAGAGGAAGAAAACGAUGAUGACAUAAAAAAGAUGACAAACAGCAAACUUGAAGUUGUAAUUAAUUAUUUACAAAUACUGUACCCCAAACUGUGCAAACACUGGAAUGUGGUCUGGAUUGUAGCAGCAGCGAUGAUCAUUUUUGCUGUGAUGUUGGGGAUCUACCAUUCGUUCACCUCCUGUGUUGAAUUAUCAGAUGGACCAGAGGGGAAAGCCACCUGUUCUGCUGUCCAGCAAUACUCCUGGUGGAAUUCAGGACUUCAGCAUGAGCAGCGCACAGAAUAAUAAAUGAAAGAUAAAAUAUUUAUGGUACAUAAUCAAGCACACAGUUUAAAACACAGAUCUUAAAGCAAAGUAGUGCUUUGUUGUUUUCUGGUAUCAAAUGUGAUCAGUAAGCCACAUGAGUUAUUCUGCACCAUCAGGCUUGGGAAUCGCUUGUGAUUCAACCAGGCAAGCUGACCCUCCAAGAAGUGCUUCUGCCUUUUUGUCCUGCUCAUUGUAUCUGACUGAUAUCAGUAGGAGUAAGAUCACAUUUAAAUCCACAUUGAGAUUUUAAUAAUUAUCAGCAAUUACCAGGACAUUUAAGGUAAAGGCUGACACACAAGGCUUUGAGAAAAAGCCAUAAAAACUCCUGUCUAUGGAGUAUCUGCUUUAACUUGGCAUCUCCUGGCUUUUUUUGAUUCUUGUUGAAACACUAAUGCCUUUUAAGUGUAGGGGUUUUUAAACUGUAUUUAAUUUCCUUGUUUAGGGCUGUUGUAUGGGAGGGCCUUCCAUGGAAGACUAAAAACAAGAUAUUGGGUCAUAUUUAUCUGUGGUGUAGGUGCAUGGGAAGAGUUGUACAGGGAUGAAGAUGACCAUGACUUUGUGUAACAAUCCAAACAAAACACUAAGUACAUAUAUACAAGCAUCCUAUCAGAAUGACCUAGAUGGCAGGGCAGAUGCUCCCCACUGUGUCCUCUGUGCUGGAUACCUUCUUAGUGUAUGAAAGGGCCAUGCUAUAUAGUGCAUUUUUCUGUUCCUCCGAAUAAGAGUGCAGUGCAAUCGUUGCUGAUUUUUGCUUGGCAGAUUAGAUAUGCCCCCUAAACCUCAAACCACAGCAGUCUUGGACUUGAGAUGAAGGCCAGCACUUGAGCACUCCAGAUGGAUUCUGCUGUGCUGCUUACAUUAAAAGGGACUCCCAGUGGUCCUCCUCUUCAUUCGCUUGCACACCAACACAGCACUGUUUGCGGUAGAGUCCUUUGGGUGGUUAAACUGCUUAUGAAUUUAAUGUCCUAUACGGAGAUCACUGCACAUGUCCAGUAGCUCAGUUUCAGAAUCAAAUGCAAAAUGUGUUGACUAAUAUAUUUUCAAACUAAGUUAUUAGGUCAUUAUCAAUUGAUCAUUUGUCCAACUUUUUACUGAUUCCACCUAUUUUGGAAUUCAAGGAAUUCACAAAGGAAUGUGAAAAUACUGACAUGAUAUUGAGGGUUUUGUGUAUAUAUGAGUUCAACCUGGCUUAGGGGGCUGACAACUGAAUGCAGGAAUGUUCUGUCUCUUCCUGCAGAACAUUCAUCUUCCCAAAUAGCUAGGCAUUUGAACACAGCUGAAGUUUCACACCAAAUGCGACCCUAGAGUGAGUUGCUGGGCUUCAGCAGCUCACUUCAGUUGGUGUUUUUGUGGGAUUAUCAGUCUUGUUUGUUGAGUGAUGACAGGGCAGCUUCCGCUAGGGAAGGAUGAGGAAGUCCUGUGCAGGACGUAAUUUCAGCUCACAUGCAUGGAGUAGCAGCCUGUUUACUUUCAGUGUAGUCCCCAAACUCUUAGCGAAACAACUACCUGCAGGAAUAACAUUGGCUUUUUGUUGGUUUUCAUGGGGGAAGGGGUAAAGGCCUGAUUCAAAAGUUGUUUUGACUUGGACUUCUACCAGUGGCAUCUACUACUACUAAAACUUGCUUAUGGGAUGCAUCUCUUUAAUGUUAAUCAGUAUGGGUUUUGUGUCCCAUGUUUCUCAGAUAGAUGUUGCUUUGGAGAGAGAAAGGAGAUCAGGCAGCCAGUAUUGUUUCUCAGCAAAGUUAUUUUCCAUGGAAUGAUUUAGUAAUGAUUUUGAAAAAAAAAAUUAAAUAAAAAUCUCUGGAGGAAUAAAAACGUUAGAGGGUGAUUAAGGAAGUACAGUAAGGAUAAAGGGAAGGUGUCAUUGGCUGACAAACUGUAAAAAAUAACAAAUAAGAAAAAAUGGUGUUUUGCAAAUUAUCUGUCUGAUUAUCCAUUGGAUAAUUAGAAGAUCUGAAAAAUAGGGAACUAUUAUACUUGUCAAAGACUUUUAUUGUUUGAAUGGAAGUUAAUUUGAAAAGCGUCAUAUGGUAUUGAGAGCCAGCUUCUCUGAAUUCAGAAGUCUAGGAUUAACUUGUCAUUGAUGUGAUGAAGAAAUGAGAAAUUAAGGUUGCAGGUCUUGAAAAGAAUCAGAAUCCUCCAUUCCAAAAGAUGGAUUUUACUCAAAUUAUGAAGUUAAUGUAUCUAUUGAUUUGAGCUAUGAAGAGCAGACCUUCAAAAAUCUAAUGCAUUGGUAUUUGUUAACCCCUUUUAAGAUGCAGCCCAAUCCUGUUGCCUUUAUUUAUGUAAGAAAUUACUGAUCCAGUAAAGUACAUAUGCAUGUGUACAACUUUAAGGACAUGAGGGGUCCUUUUUGCCCACAACUCAAGUUAGGCAUAUUGCCCCCAUGCAGAGGGCAUGUAUAAGGUAUAUACAUCCCAUUUGGAACUUGUAUGGGCUGGCUGCACAAGUGUCAGAUUUAUCCAUGGUCAGUACCACUGAUUUGAACUAAAAUAUUUGCAUGAACAGGAGAACAGAAUUUAGCCCCUGAAUCAUCAACUAACAUGGGGCAAAGGAGGAAAAAAUAUCAUGUUUUCUGAAUGGGAAUUAAAUGAGGAAAAUAAAAAGAGUGGAAAAAUCAUUUGCAUUUUUUAUGAUCUAUUGUAAGUAGACUGAAAAUUUUAAAUAAUAAACCAUGGUGGUUAACAGCACAUUCAGUACUCAGAUUUAUAUUCUUUUACUAAUUGGGGAAAACACCUUCAUUUUUCUGAAUAGAAAAUGGGCUGAGCUCAAAAAGCAUUCUAAAAUCAAAUGGUGUCAGGCUGAAUUCAGUUUGCUUUUUCUGAAAAGAAAACUCUUGCUUUUUUUGUUUUCAAAGGGGACAUUGGAUUACAAAGAAUAGGUCCAAUAUUUAUGCUAUUAAGAUGGAAAUUAGUUUUCUUGAAGUGCAAUAUUUAUUUUUCUGCUUUAACAAGACACGUUUAUUGUUUCUCAUGCACAGCACGGAUGUUUUUAGUAGAAAGAAUUGAAAAGGGGCACUAUUUUUUGUAUCAUAUUAUUUAAAUUUGUAACAUUGUAAGAUGCUGCACAAGUGUGCUAGUAUUGUACUGUAUAGUAUCACAUACUUGAGAUUUGAAAUAAAGGUCCAGUUUCAAAGUCCUUUC